Molecule: messenger RNA, 2859 nt
Organism: Choloepus didactylus (southern two-toed sloth)
Lineage: Eukaryota; Metazoa; Chordata; Mammalia; Pilosa; Megalonychidae
Gene: ZNF333
Product: zinc finger protein 333
Exons: 11
Coding region: 299-2164 (621 amino acids)
Biological process (GO): regulation of transcription by RNA polymerase II
Cellular component (GO): nucleus
Molecular function (GO): RNA polymerase II cis-regulatory region sequence-specific DNA binding; DNA-binding transcription activator activity, RNA polymerase II-specific
Source: RefSeq, a predicted model, not a curated record
GCGGCGGCGGCGGCUGUGGGAGGCUGCGGCGCCCGCGGCGGUGGGAGUGUCCCCGGCGGGUCUGCAGGUGCUGCCCGGCCCCUCCAGGGAUCGCCGCCCGGCCCGGGCGCUUCCUCCCCUCGGGGGUCCCGGGGCGGCGCCCGCACAGCUCGCGCCUCGCAGGCUGGUGGCCCCCGCCCUUCCCUCGCCCCGGGUACCCCGCGUCCUGGCAGACGGGACCGUCAUCCCCAACAAAGAGAGAUCACGGAAGUACUGUCCAGGAAGGACCUCUGAACCUCUAAACCCUGGCACUGGCAUCAUGGAAUCAGUUACCCUCCAGAACGUGGCUGCAGGGCUCACCCAGGAGUGGGCGUUGCUGGACGGAGCGUGUCGGAACCUCUGCAGAUUCGCGAUCCUGAAAAACUGCAGGACCCUGGCCUCCGGGGACUGGCAGUCACACCUGAAACCCAAAGAGUCCACUCCUUUGCAGGGUGUUUUGGAAGAAAAAUCAUCUAUCGAUACGCAAAUGGGCCCGACGGCGCACGGGCGGAUCCGGAGGGCUGCGCUCCCCCUGCGCGCGCGGGGCCGCCGCGUCCCGGGGCCGUCGGGGAGUCCGGGGACAUCAGUCACUGGAUUAAAGCCCAUCCCAAUCCAGUGUGACCUCAUCUUAACUCGUUCUGUCUGCAAAGACUCUUUGCCAACUCUGCCUGCUCAGGCCCCCACCUGGCUCCAGGAGGAGAGCGCAGAGGAACAACAGUUGGCUCCUGGGAUGCUGACCACCUGUUCACAGGGAUCAGUCACCUUUGAGGAUGUGGCUGUGGUGUUCACCCAGGAAGAGUGGCUGUUUCUGGACCCUGCUCAGAGGAGCCUGUACAGAGACGUGAUGCUGGAGAACUACAGGAACCUGGCCGCUGUGGAAUAUCAACUAUGCAAAUGCAGUAUGUUUUCCCAUUUGAUGCAAAGAGAAGAGCUGUGGACCACAGAGAGAGGAAUCUUCCAAGGAACCUUUCCAGGACUUCAACUUCAACUCCCAGAGUCAAUUACUGACCAAGAUAUUUUUGGGGAGAUACCAUCCAGUGGCAUGAAAAGAGAGCAACCUCAACCUGGAGAAAAACUCGAUAAAUGUAAUGAAUUGGGGAAACCCUUUAACAGCAUUGAAUCUCUUCUUCAGUACCAGAGGAUUCAUAUUGGAGAAGACCCCUGUGAGUAUAGAGCAAGAGGAAAGUCCUUCCAAAGUGCUCACCUAGUUGUGCCUGAGAAAAGUCGUGGUGGGGAUAAAACCUAUGCAUGUAAUUCUUGUGAAAAGUCCUUCAGAUACAGCUCUGACCUUAUUAGGCAUGAGAAAACUCACACGACAGAGAAGUGCUUUGAAUGUCAGGAAUGUAGGAAAGCCUUCAAGUAUUCUUCAAAUCUCAGGCGUCAUAUGAGAAUUCACACUGGAGAGAAGCUGUUUGAAUGUAAUCAGUGUGGAAAAAGCUUCACAAGGAACUUUAACCUGAUUUUGCACCAGAGAAACCACACAGGAGAGAAACCCUAUGAAUGUAAAGAUUGUGGGAAAGCUUUUAAUCAGCCAUCAUCUCUUAGGAGUCAUGUAAGAACUCACACUGGAGAGAAACCCUUUGAGUGUAGUCAGUGUGGGAAAGCCUUCAGGGAACACUCGUCACUAAAGACGCAUAUGCGAACUCACACUCGAGAGAAACCUUACGAAUGUAAUCAGUGUGGGAAACCCUUUCGGACGAGCACGCAUCUUAAUGUGCACAAGAGAAUACAUACUGGGGAGAAACUUUAUGAGUGUGGUGCUUGUGGUCAGGUCUUGAGUCGUCUCUCAACUCUCAAGAGUCACAUGCGAACUCACACUGGAGAGAAGCCCUAUGCGUGCCAGGAAUGUGGGCGAGCUUUUGGUGAACCCUCAUCCCUUAGGAAGCAUGCAAGAACUCACACUGGCAGGAAGCCCUACGUGUGUCAGGAAUGUGGGCGAGCCUUUGGCCAGUCUUCCCAUCUUACUGUACAUGUGAGAACCCACACGGCAGGGAGACCCUAUGAAUGUAAUCAGUGUGAGAAAGCUUUCAGGCAUAGCUCUUCACUUUCUGUACACAAAAAGAUUCACACUGGCAGAGCCAAUGUCGCAAAUAGCAGCCUCCCUUUAUCACUGUCUCAUCCAUAUGGUGGGCCCCUUGCUAGUUAAUUUCAAGUUUUUAAAAAUUCAAACAUUUGGGGCUGUAAUUGUUUCUCUUAGUAGUCUUCUAGCUACACCACACGCUUUAAUAUAGAAUAUUUUCAUUAAUUCUAAAUAUUGUCUUAAUUUCCAUGAUCAUGUAUUCCUGAAGCCCUGAGUUGUCUGGAAUUAGAUUUUUAAUAACAAUAUAUGGGUGUAUUUUUAUUGAGGUAUAAUUAUUUACAGUGAAAUGCAUAAAUCUUAAGUUACAGUUAGAUGAGUUUGACAGAUGUAUACAUAUAUGUAAUCAACAUCUCAUUCAAGAUUGUAGAAUAUUUCUAUUAUUCUGGAAAGUUUCCUGCAUGAAUAUGGAUUUUUGUAGUUACCUUUUUCUUACUGGUUUCUAAUUUAAUUACAUUGUGAGCAGAGUAUGCAGUUGUUAUCUUGUUGAGAUUUCUCUUUGGUCUAGAGGGGCAUAUACUGCUAGUUGCUCCCCCAAGUUUACCCUUCUUUCUUACAAAAGAAACUGGAUUUUUUGUUCAUGUUGAUACUGUGUACUAUUGAAAACCCUCUAUCUCCCAGCCCUUCUUGCAGCUGUGGGAGGCCACAUUCCUCUCAGUCCUGGGCAGUGUAAUUAUGAGAAGUCACCGACUAUGGCUCUGGAAAGGGAUGGUUUCAUUUGGCUUGCUCACUCUACUUCUUGCUUUUGUGGAAGACAUGAUGUC